Messenger RNA from Anopheles marshallii, 831 nucleotides. RefSeq names its product thiamin pyrophosphokinase 1. Gene Ontology annotation, molecular function: ATP binding; thiamine diphosphokinase activity; thiamine binding. Lineage: Eukaryota; Metazoa; Arthropoda; Insecta; Diptera; Culicidae. The transcript has 4 exons. Gene Ontology annotation, biological process: thiamine diphosphate biosynthetic process; thiamine metabolic process. Bases 1 to 831 code for a protein of 276 amino acids. The record is from RefSeq and is a predicted model, not a curated record.
AUGCCCAACGAUGAUGACUUACCGAACGGUGGUGUUUCGAAAGGUCAACGGUGGAUACCAACCAGUCUCAUCGAUGGUCACGGAUUAGACGAUGGAUUGGCGAUCGUGCUGCUGAAUAGACCGAUUCUGCUGGAAAAACAUUACUUCACGACACUAUGGAAUGGUGCAAAGGUGCGAGUCGCAGUCGACGGUGGCACGAACCGUUGGGUUGACUUUGUGAAGGGCAACAUUAAUGGUGAACACCUGCUAAAACCUCCUGAUCUCGUGACGGGUGAUUUCGAUUCUUGCAAUCAGGAGGCCAUGCAGUACGUCGAACAGCUAAAGUGUACGAAGGGUUUUUUGUAUCUCACCCAACAGAUUGUCCACACACCCGAUCAAAACGCGACCGAUUUUACCAAAUCACUGAAGGUGCUCAAAACCCACGGUUACGAAAAGGAUAUAACACGCGUACUGGCCCUGUGUGAAUCAUCCGGACGGCUCGAUCAGAUAAUGGCCAACAUCAACACACUCUUCCUGGCGCAAUCCAUCCUACCCGGCGUGGAUGUGUUUCUACGGUCGAGUAAUUCACUGUCCUGGUUGCUACGACCCGGCGAGCACAGCAUCGACAUUCCGCAGCGUCUCGUAAGCGAACGGAUCUGGUGUUCGCUUGUGCCGAUCGGUCAGGGAUGCGUGUGCACGACCGAGGGACUCAAGUGGAAUCUGGACGGCAGUAGGGCACUACAGUUUGGCAGUAUUGUAAGUACCUCUAAUACGUACGCGAUGAACCGGGUACGUAUUGCGACCGAUGGACCGUUGCUAUGGUCGAUGGGAACGACACCGAAGGAUAUGUGA